This is a messenger RNA of Euleptes europaea (tarantolino), 1565 nucleotides long. Its product is annotated as fetuin-B-like. Bases 12 to 1565 code for a protein of 517 amino acids. Gene Ontology annotation, molecular function: metalloendopeptidase inhibitor activity; cysteine-type endopeptidase inhibitor activity. NCBI's taxonomy places the organism in Eukaryota, Metazoa, Chordata, Lepidosauria, Squamata, Sphaerodactylidae. The transcript is spliced from 7 exons. The record is from RefSeq and is a predicted model, not a curated record. Gene Ontology annotation, cellular component: extracellular region. Gene Ontology annotation, biological process: binding of sperm to zona pellucida; negative regulation of endopeptidase activity.
ACAUUUCCAGAAUGGCGUUCCUCGUUUCCCUUCUGAUCGGAGCACAGAUACUGUGCUCCCUGGCUCGUUCUCCACCUCAUCCAGGACCUCCGCCACCACCUCCGGACCGGUUGAUUUCCCUGCCAUGUAACAGUUCCUCGAUAAGGGGACCUGCAGAGCUGGCCCUAAACAAGCUCAACGAAGACCGCAGAAAGGGCUACGUACUGGGACUCCAGCGGAUCUUUGAUGUCCGUCAACUUCAGUGGCAAGACACUGGGACGGUCUAUUACCUCACUCUGGAUGUGCUGGAAACUGAGUGCCAUGUUCUGAGCAGGAAGUCCUGGAAAGAUUGCAAGUUUAGAGAGGCACAUGACUCGGUCUUCGGGCAGUGCAAAGCAACAUUGUACAUCAACAAGCCAUGGAGAAUUCUUCACCUGUACAACUAUGACUGCAUUUUACACCCAGUCCCAGGUUCCGUUAUUGUAAGAACUUGUCCGGACUGCCCAACCCCUGACGAUCCAACUGAGCCCAGGUUUCAGGAGGCAGCUACUCUGAGUCUUGCCAAAUUCAACGAGGAAAGCAACCACACCCAUUACUUUAAUCUCUACAAUGUCACCAGAGCACGGUCGCAGUGGGUCGUUGGUCCUUCAAACUUUGUGGAGUAUGUUAUCCAGGAGACAUCUUGCUCCAAAAGCCAGGCUGUGGCUGAUCUCUCUAAGUGUCCAUUCCUACCAGAUGCAAAGGCUAUGGGUGUAUGCAAAGGCUCUGUGGUAGAAAGCCGGAUUGAACGUCGAAAGUUUAUCGGCGCAGAUUGUGAAAUUUUCCACCCGCAGGUGCAGGUCGAUGCGGGACAACAAACUGGCGGCAGGAAACCCGGACACCGGGGUGAUGAUGAAAGCCAUGAGGAAGAUGGUCAUUCUGAGGGUGGAAGGGAAGGACAUCAUCAGGGUCAUCCUGAGGGUGGAAGGGAAGGACAUCAACAGGGUCAUUCUGAGGGUGGAAGGGAAGGACACCGUCAGGAUCAUUCGGAGGGUGGAAGGAAAGGACACCGUGGUCACCACGAUCGGCACCAUCACCCUCACGACCGCCACCAUCACAGGCAUCACAAGAAUCACUCACGUGAUCAUGAAGAACACGAGCAGCGUCCUCCCACUUCUGGCACCUUUGAGACCUCGACAGAUCUGGGAAAGACAGUGGGCCGGGUCAUAGUCCUUCCUGUGUCUCAUACGCACGUAUCUCUCCACUCCUUACCAGAAACUGAAGCUGAGCAAUUAGAUGGGAUUCCUGUCCCUCCUCAAUCACCAAAACCCAACCCCAGCCUGCCUGAUGUACACGGUGCUCCUGACGAGAGCCGUCCACUGGGCAAACCAAUGGGGCGCCCAGGCUUGACUAAGCCAGCUAGGCCUGUCACCCCUCCUCCAUUCCCAGCUGGGUUUUCGCACUCAGAUACUUGUCCAGGAGAAAUCCUGGUCUUCAUUCAUGGCCUUGAGCCUUUGCUGCCCAAAAGGCCUGUAGAACAGCCACCAGCAGUGGCCCCAGAAAUGUCAGAAAGAGACCCCAAAAACAAAGCUAAGCUAAAAAUGUAG